This is a messenger RNA of Symbiodinium pilosum, 1134 nucleotides long. Lineage: Eukaryota; Dinophyceae; Suessiales; Symbiodiniaceae. The record is from the annotation of a GenBank genome assembly.
AUGGUGAUGCAGCUCUUAGCCGGCAGCAGGAUUAUUGACGUGGACCUGACGCUGAAAGAGGAUAAGAUCCUGUUCCAGGGCGCGCAGAAACUGUUCGGCAUGCUUAUCACCAUGGGAGAGGCUGUGGCCUAUGUCAUGAGCGGCAUGUACGGCAGCCUUCGCGAGAUCGGAGCGACCAGUGCUAUCCUGAUCAUCCUCCAGCUCUUCUUUGCUGGCAUUGUGGUGAUUCUCCUGGAUGAGCUAAUGCAGAAAGGCUACGGCAUGGGCUCCGGUAUCUCGCUGUUCAUCGCGACGAAUAUCUGCGAGAGCAUCAUCUGGAAGGCUUUCUCGCCGACGACAAUGAACACUGGCAAGGGAACUGAGUUUGAGGGUGCCAUUGUUGCCACUUUUCAUUUCAUGGCGUCGAGGAGUGACAAAUUGAUGGCCUUGAAGGAAGCCUUCUACAGGCAAUCUGCGCCGAACUUGACGAACCUUUUCGCGACCGUGCUUGUCUUCUUCAUCGUGAUUUACUUCCAAGGUUUCAAAGUCGACCUUCCGGUGAAGUAUCAGAAGAUGCGAGGGUCGCAGGGCUCCUUCCCCAUCAAGCUCUUCUACACAUCCAACAUCCCCAUUAUUCUGCAGACGGCGUUGGUGUCCAACCUGUACUUCCUGUCGCAGCUGCUUUACAGGCGCUUCAAGUCUAACAUGCUGGUGAACUUGCUCGGCCAGUGGCAGGAAGCGGACUUCGGUGGGCAAUCCGUGCCGGUGGGUGGCUUCGCCUACUACAUCUCGCCACCCAGCAGCGUCUCGAACAUCUGGGAAGAUCCACUUCAUGCACUGAUCUAUGUGUCCUUCGUCCUCAUCUCUUGCGCGCUGUUCUCCAAAUUUUGGAUUGAGGUGUCUGGGUCCUCGCCCAGGGAUGUGGCGAAGCACCUGCGAGAUCAGUCCAUGGUGUUCAAAGGCCACAGAGAAGAAUCUUUGCCCGGGGCUCGGAAGUCUUACCUCUUUCAUCAGUACGGAUCACUCUUUGGACCACUCCGGCUACUCGGUGGGUGUACAUUAGUGUAUAUGCCUCAGCAUUCACGGGUCUCCCCACUUCUCCUCCAAGUCUGUAUGAUCGGGUGUUGCCCUGUCUUCAGCAAAAGCACAGUAUGA